AUGCGCUGCGGGGCGCUGGCGUUAGCGCUGCUCUGCUCCCUGCCCUUCUGCCCGUCGGGGCUGGAGCCCCCCGAGCCGGGCUCCGGGCUGCAGCCAGAUGAAGUCAACCUGCUGGACAAAAUCACCUCCCAUGCACAGGACCUCAGCAACGUUUCCUUUGGCCGUGACGAAGCCAACUGCAACACCCUGGAGGUUGGGCAAUAUGCCACCCUCACCAUCCCAACCAGGGAGGCCUUUGGGGACAGGUUUGCAGAUGAGCUGAGUGUGCUGAUGAAGCUCAGGUACUCCCUGAAGGAGGACACCAGCCUGGUGACCAUCCUUAGCCAUCGGAGCCACGUGCUCUUCCAGAUCAGGAUUAACCCAUAUGCCUUGAUCUUUGUCACCACGAGGAGGAGACACUACGAGUUCCCAGUUUCUUUUCUUGGUGAUGGGCACUGGCACAGAGUUGCCCUCAGCAUCUCCUUGGAGAGGCUGGAGCUGCACGUGGACUGUCGGCUGGUGGACAGAGUGAGCUGGUCCAAUUAUUUUGGGAUGGGAGUGAACACUGAGGGACUCAUCAUCAUUGGAGGCCUGAUCGAGUCCUUCGAGAUCCCCUUUAAGGGUGCUCUACAGCAACUGACCUUUGUGAUGGGAGAUGCAGCAGCAGCCAGUGAGCACUGCCACAGCUCCACGUGUGGACCCUCCUUCAACCUCAACCACCUCAGGCCCCUGGGAGAACUUCCACCAGCCUGGCCAGAGGACUCCAGACUCACCACUUCAGAUUUGGCCCCGGGGCCACCUUGGAGGUGGGAGGCUGCCCAGGAGACCCCCAACCUCCAGCCUGAUGGGAGCACCCUGGCUUUCCUCUCAGCUCCUGAGGUGCCAUCAGCCGAGGAGGAAGAAGAGGAGGGCAGCCUUUCUAUCGAGGAUGAAGGCUUUGAGCUCUUGAACUCCACCUAUAAUAAAAUCACAGGCCUUGGCAGGCCAGGGCUUGGCAGGAGCAGCCUGUGGGUGGCUGGGAACCCUGGAGCCUCCCCCAAAACACACAGAGCAGCCAAGAAGGAGAGAGGCUCUGACCCCCAGGAGGAAAACGUCACCACGGAGAAGGUGACGGGUGAUGGGGACACCAUGGGGUGGGUGCUGUCACCCAGCAAGCCUGGUGAUGCCCUCACCCCCCUGGACCUGCCUGCCACCUUCACCAAGGUCUCCCCGUCGGCACCUCAGGCAGCUGCUCCCAAAGGAACCGUGGCCAGAGGUUCCCCGGGGACAGGGUCAGCAGUGGGUGUCCCAGAGCAUCCUGCAGUGCCAGCCAGCCCUGUUGCCCCAGGGCUGGGGGACAGUGCUGCCCACCCAGGACACCCCCUCUCACCAGUGGCACAAGAGCAGCAGGGGCAGGUGAAGCCAGGACCACCGGGGCUGCCGGGACCACCAGGGCUGCCAGGCUGUCCUGGGAGACGUGGACUGGUGGGACCCAAAGGAGACAAAGGGUACCCUGGAGCCGUGGGCAGGACAGGCCCCCCGGGUGACCCAGGCCCUGUGGGCAUCCCUGGUGUCCCCACCAUUGUCCUGUGGAGGAACUCCAGGGAGGACUGGCAGACCUUCACGCAAUCAUCCUUUUACCAGCUCCUACACUCUGGCUGGCCGAGAAAACCCGGAGCCCCUGGACCCCCAGGACAUCCAGGGAAGACAGGAGCACCUGGACCCAACGGAGACCCCGGGGAGCCGGGCGAGAAAGGGCAGCGGGGACAGACGGGUGAACCUGGGUUCCAGGGCUCUCCAGGACGUGCAGGUUACCCAGGCUCAGAUGGUCUCCCUGGCCUGGAUGGCAAACCUGGGUCAUGGGGGCUGCCAGGGGAGCAGGGACUGCAGGGCUUCCAGGGUGACCAGGGGCUGGCUGGUGAGAAAGGAGAAGAGGGUUUCUUGGGUGACCCUGGACCAGCUGGGGAGAAAGGAGAGAAGGGAGCAAAGGGGGUGAAGGGAGAAAAUGGCCUGCCAGGUCCUGCUGGGCUUCAGGGGAUGGCAGGUCUGAAGGGUGUGAUGGGCUUCCCAGGCCCCGUGGGGCUGCAGGGUGAAGGUGGCUCAGGGGGUUUCCCAGGCCCUGUGGGCCCCAUGGGAGAGCCAGGCCAGCCAGGACCUGUUGGAUGCCAGGGUGUCAAUGGCUCUGAGGGAGAAUCAGGCCCUCUUGGCUUGCCUGGCCCCCAGGGCCCCAAGGGACCACAGGGCUUGCAGGGGAGACGUGGCCCCCCCGGCCCCAGGGGCACACAGGGUCCUGCUGGGAUGGAGGGAUCCACUGGUCCCAAAGGAGACACCGGCACAGAGGGUGCCCCUGGGCUGAGGGGACAGCCAGGCCAGGAGGGCCCUGGGGGCUUUAUUGGCCUGCCAGGUCCAAAGGGCACCCAAGGAGAGCAGGGCUGUCGAGGUCCACGUGGAGUCAAGGGAGACCUGGGAGCCCAAGGAGACAAGGGUCCCCAAGGAGCACAAGGAGCAAAAGGACCUGCAGGGAAUCGGGGCCAGCCAGGCUUGCAGGGCUUUCCUGGCCCCCGAGGAGCAGCAGGGCCCCGGGGACCAGAUGGAGAAGAGGGCCAGAUUGGCCCCGUGGGGCUGAACAGCAGCGAGGGACCCAAGGGAGGUCGAGGACCUGAUGGCCCAAAGGGAACCUCAGGACCACGGGGAGCCCGGGGCCGCGUGGGGCAGCGCGGGCUGGUCGGAGUUCCCGGGAUGCCCGGCUCACGGGGCAUGCCAGGAGCAGAAGGCACAGAAGGAAAGCCUGGUACACAGGGUCCCCCAGGGACUGUGGGCAGCCCAGGCAGGAGGGGACCACCGGGUUUUGCUGGCUUGCAGGGCAGCCCUGGGCACGUGGGGCCUCCUGGAUCCAUAGGCUCUCUGGGAAAACCUGGACCUGAUGGAAACCCAGGUUCCCUGGGCACAAAGGGGCUGCCCGGGAAGCCUGGCUUGGAGGGGCCCCAGGGACCUGUUGGCAUCCAUGGCUACCCAGGACCUGAUGGUGACCGUGGGAGGCCAGGGCAGAGGGGAGACAAGGGAGAAGCAGGAGCCCAAGGCCCACCAGGAUUUCCAGGAAAAGCUGGACCCAAGGCCCUGCCAGGUCCCCCUGGUCCACGAGGUGCUCCUGGCUCCCAGGGCAGAGUGGGGCAGCCGGGUCCUCCAGGGCUUCCAGGGCUGCCUGGUGUUCCUGGUGCACGGGGGCUGGAUGGUGUUCCUGGGAAACCUGGCUCAGCAGGAGAAAUGGGAGCUCCUGGAGCCACUGGAGCUGCUGGCCCACCAGGGUACCCGGGCCGGGAAGGUCCAAAAGGGGCUGAAGGGCCUUCAGGGAGGAGAGGAGAGAAGGGCCACGUGGGACACCCCGGGAGUCCUGGCAUCAGGGGGCUGGAUGGGGAGCAGGGACCACCAGGACGGCCGGGAGCGGAGGGUCAGCCAGGGCCCAAAGGAGAGCAGGGAGAGGUGGGAACCUGUGGAGCCCCGGGCAUCAGAGGGAGCCCUGGAGAGCCAGGGGACAAUGGGCCUGAGGGGCUACCAGGGAGGCCUGGGGGUCAUGGAAAGGAGGGUGAUCCUGGCGACGCUGGAGAUCCGGGUGAGCCAGGAGCACGAGGACAGAAGGGUGACGAUGGCCCCAGGGGCCUUGCUGGAGUGCCUGGUCCAGGAGCUGCUACAGGGCAAAUUGGAGAAAAAGGCCAGAAAGGAGAGAAGGGCCAAGAAGGUUUGAUGGGCCAGGUUGGUGUCACUGGAGCUGUGGGUCCUGCUGGAGCCAGAGGAUGGUUUGGUGAGCUGGGUCUCCAAGGUCCUCCUGGGCUUGAUGGUCCUGAGGGAGUGAAGGGAGAUCCAGGGCCACCAGGCAUGGAUGGUCCCACUGGUGCUGCAGGAUUAGAGGGACUCGAUGGAGAUGACGGAGCCAAGGGAGACAGCGGCAAACCUGGCCUGGCCGGCGCAGCGGGUGCCCGGGGAGCAGCGGGUGCCCCCGGGCUGAGGGGCUACACCGGGCACGGAGGAGCCAGAGGAGUAACGGGUGCCAAGGGACAGCCAGGCAAGCAGGGUCCCCUUGGACCACCCGGGGAAGCUGGAGCCAUGGGGCUGAGUGGCAUCAAGGGCCUGGUGGGUGCAAAAGGGGAGCCAGGCAGGCCAGGAAGACUGGGACAAAUGGGAUCUCCAGGACGAGCUGGUCUUAAAGGGUGGAAAGGCUGCAAAGGAGAAAAGGGUGAUGUGGGGCAUGAAGGGGAAGAAGGGGUCCCUGGAGAAACUGGCAGACGGGGCAAGCGAGGCAAGAUGGGCCACCGGGCCCCCAGAGGCCCCCGGGGACCCAAGGGCUUCCCAGGUGACAAGGGACUGCCAGGACCCCAGGGCCCCCAAGGACCCUACGGCAUCCCAGGGCUGAAGGGCAUGAAAGGAGACCCUGGACCCAAAGGACACAAGGGUGAGAAGGGCAGCAUGGGUGAGCUGGGCCAGCAAGGGGACGAUGGCUUCAAGGGCAAGCCAGGACCCAGUGGCAUCCCUGGGAGGCCAGGACCCAGAGGACAGCAGGGUGACAGAGGCUCCCCUGGCCCACAGGGACACCCUGGCAUCCCUGGGACCCCGGGCUUGUCUGGACCCAAAGGGCUGAAAGGCUUCCCGGGGCUGCGGGGACCCCGGGGUGCACCAGGCCUGCCGGGUCUGGCCGGCCCCCCUGGUCCCAGGGGACCCGCGCUGAUGCUGUCUGGGGAGGAGCUGCGGCACUUAAUUUAUCCCUCCAACCACCUGAAUUACACGGCGGUCUGGGCUGUGCUGGACACCCUGAGCCAGGAGCUGCAAACCCUCACUGAUCAUCCCAACGGCACCAAAACCAACCCAGCAACCACCUGCAAGGAGCUGCUGCUGGCCCACCCCAGCCUGCCUGAUGGGCAAUACUACAUCGACCCCAACCAGGGCAGUCCCCAGGAUGCACUGGUGGCCUUCUGCAACUUCACAGCAGGGGGUGAGACCUGCAUAGCCCCCAUCCACAACCAGGUCCCCAUCAAGGCUUGGCUGAGCACCUACACCUCCAAGGACACCUUUGAGUGGUUCAGCACCCUUCCUGGGGGCUUCCUGCUGGAGUACACGGGGGCCAGCCCGGUGCAGCUCCGCUUCCUCCGCCUGCACAGCCACCUGGCCACCCAGAAGGUCUCCUACUCCUGCAGACCAGCCCCCCAGCAGGGCCAGCCCCAGCCCCAGAAGGAAAUCCUCUUCCUGACUGACUCCCGGGAGCAGAGCUAUGCAGCCAGCCUGCAGGGCUGUGUGCUGGACAACGAGUCCUUCAUCACUGACACCAUCUUCCAGUUCACCACCGAGGAGCUCUCCCUCCUGCCCCUGCGGGACCUGGCCGUCUUCCACAACGGCGACACCUCACACCAGUUUGGUUUCACAGUCGGACCAGUUUGCUUCACCUGAAACCAGUGACACCCAAAACCGAGCUGACCAGUUCCCUCCCCACCCAAGAACUGUCCCACUGGGGACACGUGCAGAGGCUGGGGGGUGACACGGGUCUCCCACCUGCUCCUUGGAGCUGCUGGUGCUGUUUUUGAGACGUGUGUUUGUAGCUGCAUUAUGCCAUGGACUACACUUCCUUCUGGAGUAGAA
This is a messenger RNA of Apus apus (common swift), 5583 nucleotides long. Its product is annotated as collagen alpha-1(I) chain-like. Gene Ontology annotation, molecular function: extracellular matrix structural constituent. The record is from RefSeq and is a predicted model, not a curated record. The transcript is spliced from 68 exons. NCBI's taxonomy places the organism in Eukaryota, Metazoa, Chordata, Aves, Apodiformes, Apodidae. The coding region runs from base 1 to 5394 and encodes 1797 amino acids.